Messenger RNA from Corythoichthys intestinalis (scribbled pipefish), 3143 nucleotides. It is a transcript of the gene tmprss4a, whose product is annotated as transmembrane serine protease 4a. The transcript has 13 exons. Gene Ontology annotation, molecular function: serine-type endopeptidase activity; protein binding; calcium ion binding. Lineage: Eukaryota; Metazoa; Chordata; Actinopteri; Syngnathiformes; Syngnathidae. Gene Ontology annotation, cellular component: membrane. Bases 332 to 1714 code for a protein of 460 amino acids. The record is from RefSeq and is a predicted model, not a curated record. Gene Ontology annotation, biological process: blood coagulation; proteolysis.
AGUUUUUGUUUAGUUUGCUCAGUCACAGGUCUCUCUGAAUCAGUGGCGCUUUGCAAUCCAACGCUACACGGCAUUUUACAACAGGCCCCAGGUCGCAGAGGGGCCCUGAGUCGGACACUUGAGGAUUCAGUUACAGUGCUUUAGAAAGACAAAGAGAGGGAGGUUCAGAGUUAGGGAGUGGGACAAAAAAUUAAGUUAGGUCUCCGGAGUCAAAGCCAGGAAGGUGAGAGGAGGAGGACGCAGCAUUUUUAAGGGACUGUGAAGUUCGUGAGGUGUAACCUCAGGGAAGGUUCAGCGGUCAUCUGGGCUUAACAUAGACUGAAACUGCAUCAUGUGGAGCGCUGCGUCAGCUGAAGAAAGCACAAGACCGUUGAACGCAACGCACGGAGUGGUUCCACGGCCAGGCCGCCACAGAAGGCCCAUGACGGCUCCAAAGACUCAGAAAGAGAAAUCGUCUAAGACGAAGAGGGCGUUGUUGACUGUCGCUGCAGUUGUGGUGUUGCUGGGGAUCCUGAUCACCGCGGCGUACUUCAUAAAGCAGCUGAUCGACAGCAAAUACUUUUUCUGCAACAAGGCUUUCAAGUUCAUCCCCCUAGAUCAAACGUGUGAUGGAAAGGAUGACUGCAAAGGAGGAGAAGACGAACUAACGUGUUUGUCAAGCUUCACGGACAACGUUACCUUUCCAGUGCGCCUCAUAACACGUCAGAGCGUCUUGCAGGUGUACAAUCCCAGCUUGGGAUGGAGGACCGUGUGUAGCGAAGGCUGGACCAAGGAGCACACGCAGACAGCGUGCUCGCAAUUGGGAUACACAAAAGAACCUCAAAGUACCGAAGUUCAAGUAAACACGUUACCAUCUAACCUGAAAUCUGGACCUUUUGGUGCACUCAGGUUAUCAACAGCAAAAAUACCUGUUCACCAAGCUAUAUUUGACCGGAGCGCAUGCAAAUCUGGAGCUGUUGUCUCUUUAUCUUGUUCAGACUGUGGUCAGGGGGACCCCCAGUACCGUAUUGUUGGAGGUACGGAUGCUGUCAUAGAAGACUGGCCAUGGCAGGUGAGCCUUCAGCAGAAUGGGCAACAUACCUGCGGGGGCUCCCUAGUUUCUCCACGUUGGGUCGUCACAGCAGCUCACUGCUUCAGUGGCAGUAAAAAGGAGCUGAGUCGCUGGAAAGUGGUGUCAGGUCGGACACACAUGAGCAUGCUUGGAGGGUCCUCUGUGGAUAGGAUUAUCCUGAAUGGAAAGUACGACCCAGCUCGCAAUGAUUAUGAUGUAGCACUCAUGAGACUCGCCAGACCAAUUGAAGUGGGAGAAAGCCGGAGGCCUGUUUGUUUUCCUCCAAAAGACUUCGGGCUUGCUCCUUCAUCCUCAAUGGUAGUGACCGGUUGGGGCUACCUGGAGGAAAAUGGAAACAUCUCUCCGUCACUGCAAAAAGCCAACAUCGCUCUCAUCGAAAGGCGCAAGUGCGCCAGCCCGACCGUGUAUGGGAGCGCCAUCACUUCUAGGAUGAUCUGCGCUGGUUUUUUGGAGGGGAAAGUGGACGCAUGUCAGGGGGACAGCGGUGGGCCGUUAGUGCACUUCACGUCGUCAAAAUGGUACCUGAUUGGCGUCGUGAGCUGGGGCGUUGGCUGCGGCAGGGAGGGGCGUCCUGGUGUCUACUGUAACGUCGACGAGAUGCUCAACUGGAUUCACGUCGUCAUCGAGAAAAACAAACAAUGAUCUUCACAGUGAGAGACAUCACUCCUACCAAAGACGUGUUUCCCAAAUGGCUAGAGAUGAACUACAGCAAUGUGUAACAAUGUAACGUACAUUGACGGUGAUUUCAGGGUAUUGUUUCUCAUUUGGCAAGCGAAUUCAUGGUGUCACAGGAGUGUAAAGGAUUUUCAUAGGAGGCAUUUUCUUUAGUGGCAAAGGACAGCAACAACCAUAUCAAAUACUGUACGUCUGCACGGAUCUGCUCGAGUCGUGACAUACAUUAGGUAUUAUGUAUAUCUUCUCAUGGUUCAUUCCAAAAUUGAAGGACAAUAUAAGCACUAGCAGGCCACACAUUUUAUGUGUUGUCAGGUUUUCAAGAGAAAAACACAUUCAGGUAAAUGUCUUGUCUGGAACUAACAGAUUAACCUAAGCAAGCACUUUAAGUAAAAAAUGAGAAUGCAUGAAUGAAUGAAUGAAAUUUAUUGUCAUUUUUAUCAUCAUCGGUAUCAUUGACAGUUACAGAAUGUGGGAUAGUUUGGCCAAGAAAGAGAAUCAUUGACGGUCACAGAAUAUGGAAUAAGAGAGUGCUUCAGGAGCUCAGAAAGUGUGUCUGUACACGGUGAAGGCUGGAGCAACAGUGUGACAUUACGUGACAUUACUGUGUGCAUAUGUAUGUAAAUGAUGAUGAAGUGGGAUUUUUGUGUGCCGGGAAGCCUAAAAUCACUGGGAUUAAUAUUCAAAAUACAUCCUAAACCAAUUCUUGAGUUAUGUGAAAAUGUUGGUUUUUAAGUUGCGGUUCUGCUGUAGGUUUGAAAUGAUAGAAACAUAGUGGUGGUUGGUGGCUUGAAAUAAGCAAGUCAAUGUGGAGGGUAUCAAGGAAUACAUUGUGUUGCCAUCAGAUGAUUAUGUGCAAAUUCUUGUGUGUUUUUGCAAAUAUGUGAAUAAAGGCUUGCUAUAACUGCAAUAAAAGACACCCAAAAGACUUAAAUUUCACUUUUACUCAAUAUUUCUUAAGAUUACUUUUUUCAAGCACUCUCCAAAAUUAAGUGGCCUGCUAAGAGCCAGUGGCGCGGGAAGUGGAGUGCUGAGGGUGCAGCAGCACCCCCUGGUGUUGGGGAGAAAAACGUUGGGACAGGGGUAAAAAUAAAUAAAUAAACGAAACAUUGAAACAAUAGCGUAUUUAACUUUGGGGAUUAAAUAUAUAUAUAUGGCGGAAAACACUCAGGUGACUUGAAGAUCCGCUCUGAGACCCCAAUUUGCCAAAUUUCAAAAUCGUCCGAUAUGCAUGUGUGAUACAUAAUUGGAAAGUUUAAAAUCUCAAUUUUCUGGGGGAAGAAAAUUUUUGAACAGGAGGGCAUUUAAAAAAAAAAAAGUUUUUUAAACAGCAAAACCGUAUCUCAAGGUGAGAGCACGCGAGAGCAGAAUUACAGACGCCAUGACUUUAACGAGAUAU